This is a messenger RNA of Amoebophrya sp. A120, 4599 nucleotides long. The record is from the annotation of a GenBank genome assembly. Lineage: Eukaryota; Dinophyceae; Syndiniales; Amoebophryaceae.
GUCACUGCAAAGAUCUAAAGAAAAGCGGUUCUUACAAGAACACAUGCGUAAGUUCGCUACAUGCUUAGCCGUUUUCUAUUGAAGUGAUCGCUUGCCAAGAACUUCAUGUUUUUCACAGCGAUCUCCAAUAUCGAUACAUGUAAAGAGUAUAUUUCAUCCCAUUCGCACGCCCGCACACUAGACCUAAAAUUUGUUUUCUAGGGACGCACGAUCUUUUGGAUCCGAUUUGAACAGGUGAAGAUCCUCUUGAGUUACAUUACAUUUUUUCGUUUCGACUUCGCAUUUGCCAUUUUUUGGUUUCACAGCGCUAUACCCAAACCCAUUUUUCCUCGAAAUUUAGAUUUUGGUCUAGUUCCCGUAUUUUAGUUUUUCGAGGUUUUCAAUUUUAUCCAUAAUAAAAGUAACUCACGUAUUACCGCUCGGGCUAGCACUGGCGCCCAGACGAAGCGCUUGAAUAAUGACGAAAAGCGAUCUACCUUGAACGAAUCCCGGCGCAGCUCUCCCUCACGACCGAAUCUACGCGAUCAAGAUGCGACGACGCAGAAUUAUUCACCGAGGUCGUGGAAACGAUCGCGGGGCCGCAGCUCUUGUCCUCCCCGCGUGCUGACGAAACGAGUACAACUACGAAAAGUAGAAAAAAGCUGGUUAUGUUGUUAAGACUAUAAAAAUCCUGAGGACGACCUCAGGGCCGGUAAAACCCCCGACUACAAGAACAACAUUCAUCAUGGACCAGUCCAUCCUGAAUUCCCUGCUGGAGACCCUGGAGCUGGCCGAGGAUCCGAGCAACCAGGCCCAGCAGCAGGUGGUCCAGCGGUUCCAGGUACUGAACCAGCACGAGAAUCUUUUGCUCUACCUGGUGUACGUUUUUCAAGACAAGGAAAAUCUGGCGAACAAGCCGACAGUUCGGGAGCGGGCGGGGUUGGUUUUGAAGCAGGUUUUCCGCACCCGAUGCGACAAUCUGAACCCCCAGCACGUCCGCACCGUGCGGGACCAGCUGGUCGAGACGGUGAAGGAUCCGAACAAAAGGAUAAGAGAAACCUCUGGGAACGUUUUGACUUUUAUCAUCCAGAAGACCCACCUGCAAAAUAACUUCGACGCGAUCGGAAAUCUCACCGGGAACUUAGUCACCGCCUUACAGGUCGGCACGUCGAAUUCCGCCUCGAGCAGCGGCAGCUUGACGCAGCAGCAGCAGCAGGAUUUAGAGAGAUUAGACGGGUCAUUUUCCUGCCUCACCAAGAUCUGCGAAGACGCGUGCGACGCGAUGAAGCAGGCGAUCAGCCAACAUUUAAUGAACACCGGGCCACGGAUGGGGGGCGGAAUAAAUGGAAGUAAUGGGCCGCCCGAUGUGGAGUCCCUGCCCGAAGCGCAGAAGCAAUUUUUGCAGUUCUGCGCGGAAAAGCUACUGCCAACCGUGUUUCAGUUUGGGAACAUGUCCGCCCCGCUGGUGUGCAGGAAGUACUCCGUCCAGCUGGCAAAUCACUUUGCACUCGCCGAAAUGCUCGAAACUUCGCCGUUCCAGGAGAUACUAGGUAUAGAACUUGUACUCGAGUUGUAUUUCGUCGUAUGAUUGUUCAACAUCUUCAACAUGCGAUCUUCAUAGAGAUCUUGUCAAUGUAAUGCUUGAAAAUUAUGGAAGUAAAGUGCGAGUGCACGACCACCCAGCGCUGCCCGACUUCUAGAACUUCCAGUUGUACUCGUAAGCUUGUGUUCAUCUUAGACCACAAAAAUUUUCUUCGACCCAUCGCAUCACAACCGCCCCAGGUCACCUUCUUCCCGCCUAUUUCCAGAUGGUGGAGCGGCUCGCUUCGGACGAAGACACCGAUGUUUUACACGGUGUGGUAAAAGGCAUGGCGCACUUGCUGAACAAAGAAAAGGGGUACGACUUAAUCGGCGGAAAGCAGGCCCCGACGGUGCUGAAUUUCAUGCUGAAGCACAGCCAGCAUCCCAACGAGAAGAUCCGCAUCGAGGCCUGCGACUUCUGGUCUUCCGCGGUCCGAUGGGACAAUUAUUGGACCGGAAUCAAGGACCUGUUGCCGCAAUUAGUGCCUAUUUUGCUGCAAAAUAUGAAGUACACCGAAACGGACUACUGCAACAUGUACGACCGCGACGACGAUCAGGACGCGAAAGACCACCAGCAAGACAUUCAGCCCCGGUUCCACGAGUCGCGGAACCAGCACGGCGCCGGCGAUGACGACGACGACGACAGUGGGCCAUCCAACGCCUGGGGCACGGAGUGGACCGUCAGAAAAGCCGCAGCAAAUUCCUUGGAUACGAUGGCGGCGAACUACGGUUCAGACGUUAUGGAUUUGGUGCUGCCAAUAAUAUCCACACAUUUACAGUCCACGGAUUGGGAAACGCAGGAGAGCGCGGUAGAAGAUUUUCCAGCUUUUUUCGUCGAGAUAAAUGAAAAUGAAACUUGCCACAAUGCCUAAUAAUUCGCGUUACAAAAGUUUUUACGAGCCACCCUUUUGUGCUGUCACACUUGAAAAUCAAUAACAAACACUUCACUAGGUUCUCGCCAUCGGUGCGAUAGGAGUUGGCUGCUUUGAACUAAUGUGUCCCCAUCUUCCGCAAGUUUUCGAACUUCUUGUCACCAAAACCGUCACCCACGAAAAACCGUUGCUGCGAAGCAUAAGCUGCUGGUACACACAAACAUGCUUUACUGCAUUGCCGCAUGUAUUCUUAUGUGGAAAUAAAUAUUUUGCGCACGAUAAUGGAACUCAAAUUCUUUUUUCCUUUAUUUGCUUUUCCGAUCUUUUCAUGCUUCCUACACGCGUCUUGCUGUUUUUGUGUUCACGCCUCACAAAAACUAUCCUACCUACAGGUGCAUGGCCCGCUACGGGUAUUGGGUGUGUGAGAACCGCAAUGUCUCCAUCGAGGUUCUGAAAGCGCUCCUGCAGCGCAUGCUGGACCGCUCCAAGCGCGUGCAGGAGGCCGCCUGUUCCGCGUUCGCGACCCUGUGCGAGUCCGUACCGGACCAUGGGAAUUACGGUGGCGACAACAACCCGACGAUUUUUCACGAGUUUGCCACAGACGUGCUGCAUACACUUGACAAGGCUUUUCAGACGUACCAGAUGAAAAACUUGUUUGUCCUUUUCGACUGCACCGCGGCAUUUGUGCGGACGCUGAAGUGGUGGAUCCGCGACGAUCAAUACUUGCAGAUUCUCCUGCCGCCGGUCGGGAAAAAGUUCGACGAGCUGCUCGUAAACGACAAGCUCACGAUCGCACUCUUCGAGUGCCUGAUGGCGCUCGUGGAAAACAUGGGUAUCUGUAAGUAGUACUAGGGAUUUAUUCUGAUUUUUGCGAGAUGAUAUUUUUUGCAAAUUGGUAGCCUUUGCUUUUCUUAAGUGCUGGGCCCGGGUGUGUGUGUGACACGGAAAUCUCUUCCUCUCCUGAACCACAGGGCAAUCGCAAUGUUGACGUGUGGAUCAUGCUACACUUCACGACAUCUACGAUCUGCUUCUAGAUGUAGAAUCAGUAACACCAUCAAAUUUUCCACCUCGCCGUACUACAACAGGUGCCUCCUUCGCCCCCCUCGCUUCCAAGGUUGUGGAGAAGUGUGGCAUCAUCAUCAAGACGACAUUACAGCAGGAAGUACAGUUCAAGGAAAAUCCGAACACGGCCGAGCGCCCGGAGCGCGACAUCAUGGCGACGUCCAUUGAUUUACUUUCCGCCAUGGUCGACGGGUUCGGCCGCGACAUUUCGGCCGUGCUGAAAAACCAAAAUUUUGCGGCCGUGCUCCCCUUGAUCCUCACAGCAAACAACAACAACGGAUUCCAUUUCGGGUCCCAGCAGUGCGCUUUCGCCCUGAUGGGCGAGUGCGCGAAGUACUGCAUCGAGUUCCUGAUCCCGCAUCUCCCCCAGCUGAUGCCGGCGUGCAAGCAGAACCUGAUCCACGUCAACCCGUCGGUGGCGAACAACGCCUCGUGGGCGAUCGGGGAGGUGUGUAUCCAAGUACCAGAGGAGAUAAUCCAGCCCUACGUUGGUCCCAUCACCGAAACCUUAGUCGUGUGCAUCCAGCACGCGACCAGCGCAAGGGAACAGAAAAUCCGCGAAAUGAAUGGCAUGGGACUGAACGGACAGUGGCGGAACGAUAGCGGGUUUAACAACAACGCGCGGAGCGGCCCGAUCGACCACUACAUGAUCAACAACUGCAUCACCCUCGGCCGUUUGGCGUCCGUGUGUCCGGCGGAAGUGCGACCGCAGUUUUCCACCUUCGUCCAGCCGUGGCUGUACGCCAUGAAGGACGCGCGAAUAGACCACGAGAAAAUGCGGGCCUUCCUGGGGUUCUGCAAGUUGGUGAAGCUCGACCCGGAGGUGCUGGUGAACUCACCGCUUGGAAAUGGGAAUAACAACACCAACCAGAGCCCCAGCAACGGGACCGGCAACAUCGACGUGACGCGGUACUCGCAUCUGUUUCUCCUGCUGCUCAACAUUGGACUGUUUGACGGCAAGGAAUCCCCGCUCCUGAGGAACGAGUUCCGGGAGAUACUGCUCGGUUACAGAGAAAAACUCGGCGCCUCCAUAUGGGACAACCUGGUCUACCGACUACCGGCCCAGCACAUUUCCGCACGAAUACAGCAAAUGGUCGCGAGUUGA